Molecule: messenger RNA, 324 nt
Organism: Schistosoma margrebowiei
Lineage: Eukaryota; Metazoa; Platyhelminthes; Trematoda; Strigeidida; Schistosomatidae
Source: the annotation of a GenBank genome assembly
AUGGCCAAUCGUGUUCAUUUAGGUGUAAAUAAGUUUGGAAUAUUCAAUGGUUCAUGUAUAUUAGAAAUGAAGAAUAAGGAAGAUCUUCAAAUUGUUAUAAAUGAAUGCAAGCAUAAGUAUAUUAAUAAUCGACUGGUUAGAGCGAAUCUACAAUGUAAAUCCAAAUCGGAAUCGUCCAAACCUCCCGAUGCAAGUAUGAGUUAUGGUUUGAAACUUAAAGAAGUGCCCAAUGUGAUUGAAGAUGAUCGAAUUAAAGCAUUAUUUCCCGAAACAUCUUUGACUGGAUUAAGCUCGGCACCACUUAAAGAUUCCAAUACUAGGUAG